Penicillium antarcticum is the source of this 228-nucleotide messenger RNA. RefSeq lists its product as uncharacterized. The record is from RefSeq and is a predicted model, not a curated record. The coding region runs from base 1 to 228 and encodes 75 amino acids. Lineage: Eukaryota; Fungi; Ascomycota; Eurotiomycetes; Eurotiales; Aspergillaceae. The transcript has 2 exons.
AUGGGUCUCAUGGACAAGCUACAAGCCAAACUCGAGCUCUACCGCCUCGAACAACGGUACGCCCGCCGCAAGCACCGCAGCACAUUCUCCACGGGCGCGCAGUACAUCGACGGCGAGUAUGUCUACUCAACUGGCGCAAACUCACCCACUAGCACCGUCUCCAAACAUUCUACAGGCUCCUGGCGGCCAUCGGGGUGGGGAAGUGGCAGUAGCCAAGCGUCACGGUGA